Molecule: messenger RNA, 1717 nt
Organism: Eleginops maclovinus (Patagonian blennie)
Lineage: Eukaryota; Metazoa; Chordata; Actinopteri; Perciformes; Eleginopidae
Product: probable N-acetyltransferase CML1
Exons: 2
Coding region: 437-1108 (223 amino acids)
Molecular function (GO): N-acetyltransferase activity
Source: RefSeq, a predicted model, not a curated record
AUCACCACAGGUGAAAUCACGCUUUGUAUAUUUGAAGGAUUUAUGUUUGACGGUGAUGGUAGUUCCAACAAUUAUAUGGCAAAAUGGAUGUUUAAGUAAACGAGAAGCCCAUACUCGGAUUACUGAAUUUGGAUUUCCCCAUUCUGCUGCUAUACAGUGAAUGGAUCACAUUCUAGUUGGGGAAGUAGGAGACAUGCAAUGAGACGGGAUUGACUUCCGGACACUUUUCUGUUAUCUUGACACAAUCCACUCUCCCUGAGUUCAACAAGGAUUGAAAUAAAACACGGUAAACUAUGUUUAAUAACCCUCUUCAUUUCAUCGACAGCAAGUUCAAUUAAAUCCAAUUAAAUCCGUGGUAGCUCUGUGAUGCUAGCCCUGAUGCUAUCUGCUGUUAGCUAAUCAGAGGAUUUAAAGUGUACGUUGAACGGGCUGAGCCAUGGCCAGCUUUCAGAUUCGGAAGUAUCGGGACGAGGACUCAGAGGCAGUGAAGGACACCUUCACCCUGGGGAUGAGCGAGCAUGUGCCUUCCUCCUUCAUGCACAUGCUGAAACAGCCACCGACCCAACUGGUACUCAUGUGCCUGUUCUGCGCCCUCAUCACCAGCUCCAAGUCCUUCCUGUUCCCCAUCCUGGCCCUCACUCUGGUCCUGGCUGGGGCCCGACAGUUGGUCGUCUACAUGUUCAAAAGAUACAUCGACACCUCCCUCAGUAAGGACCUCAAAAACAUCAGUGAGACCUACCUGAAGCAGAAGGACUCGUGUUUUUGGGUGGUUGAAGUCGAUGAUGUGGUGGUCGGCACGGUGGCUUGCCUCCCUGCUGUGAAUGCGCCUGCGUGCUUAGAGUUGAAACGCAUGUCUGUACGCCGCAGUCACCGCAGGAUGGGCAUUGCUAAGGCUCUGUGUCGGACAGUCACUGAAUUUACUCGUGAUAGAGGUUUUGCAGCCGUCGUAUUGUACACCUCUGUGGUGCAGACAGACGCCCAGAGGCUAUAUGAGGACAUGGGCUACAAGAAGAUACGAGAGUUUGUUGUUCCUGAGCUUCCUGCCAAAAUUAUGAACUUCACUCUGAUAGAAUACAGACUGGAUUUACAGAGAGAGGGGAGUGAAUGAGUGGUUAUUUGGCUUGGACACAAAGACAAUAACAUCUUAGGGUCAAGAAACCAUCCAUUUAACCAGUUUCUAUACUUUUGUUUUGCCAGCAUGCAUUGUCCCUAAAGGGAUGGUCCUGAUUGUUUGAAGUUGGGGUUAAAGGAGUGCAGUAUAGCCCUUUUGAAUCGGGAACUGAAGACUACUGUAUAUAUUUAAAAAACAGACUAUAUUAAAAAACCAUUAGUUUUAUUGUUAAACUUCAGUUUUUGUCAAUUGAGCCUGGUUGAAAGACUCCAGAUCCCUGCUCCAGUUCUUUGUCCAGUGCAUGAUAAAGCAAUGUAAAUAUUAUAAAUAAAACAAUAAAACUAUUCAAACUUAAUUGCUUGGUAAACAGGCUGGCACUUAUCCAAACUAUCCCCUUUAGGUCGGUAAAUCACAGGUCACAGUAUCCACAUAAGGAACUGUUUACUCUCGUUUUGAUAUCUGCUUAGUCAUGUUUCUCUUGUUAUAACCACAUACACACAUGUUGCUUAAGCUUCUUGAAAGUAAUGGUAUUAUUUAAUGUUGUAAAUGAUUUUCUUUCUACAUGAUACUUAUAGAAUAAACUGAUGGAUAAACAUGUUUCUACAA